Cheilinus undulatus (humphead wrasse) is the source of this 2555-nucleotide messenger RNA. RefSeq names its product UTP15 small subunit processome component (gene utp15). Bases 194 to 1780 code for a protein of 528 amino acids. Gene Ontology annotation, molecular function: protein binding. NCBI's taxonomy places the organism in Eukaryota, Metazoa, Chordata, Actinopteri, Labriformes, Labridae. Gene Ontology annotation, biological process: rRNA processing; positive regulation of transcription by RNA polymerase I. Gene Ontology annotation, cellular component: nucleolus. The transcript has 12 exons. The record is from RefSeq and is a predicted model, not a curated record.
AGUCACAUUUGGAAUCAUGGCGUCCUCCGGUGCGCUGAGAGGCAACGUGAUAACUAUUUGAAAUGACAAACUUUUGCUUUACUUUGCCCAUACGCAUCCUUGCAUUUUACUUUAAACACAUUUAGGUUCAAAAGACACGUAUUCAGUGGCGGACCCUUUCAUUUAAAGGCAAAGAGCAUUUCAUUCAUCCAAAAUGGCUUCAUUUAAACCUACAAAAAUCCAAGUCUACCCUAAACUUGGAGAGAAAGUCACACAAGACACAUUAUACUGGAAAAACUACAAAGCUCCUGUCCAGAUUAAAGAGUUUGGGGCUAUCACAAAUAUAGACUUCUCCCCUGUGGCUCCACAUAGCUUUGCAGUGACUGCAUUCACAAGAAUCCACAUUUAUGGGCCGUUCUCCCAGGAGCCAAUCAAGGCAUUUAGUCGGUUCAAGGACACCGCGUACUGUGGGAGGUUCAGGUCAGAUGGUCAGCUGCUCGUGGCCGGAUGUGAGGAUUCUGUAGUUCGGCUGUUUGACGUCAGUGGCAAGGUGGCACUAAGGAUGUUCAAAGGGCACACAAAGGCUGUACAUGUGACAGAUUUCACCUCGGAUCGUUACCAGAUCCUCACGGGAUCAGAUGACUACACCUGUCGACUUUGGGACAUCCCAAAUGCAACAGAGCUAAACACUUACCAAGAACACACAGAUUACAUCCGCUGCGGUGUCACAAGCAAACUUAAUAGAGAUCUGUUCAUCACUGGAUCGUAUGACCACACAGUGAAACUGUUUGAUGCAAGAGCGGAGAAGAGUGUCCUGACGAUGGACCAUGGACAGCCGGUAGAGAGUCUGCUUCUCUAUCCUUCUGAAGGGCUCCUUGUCUCUGCAGGUGGCCGCUUUGUGAAAGUGUGGGAUCUACUAAAAGGAGGACAGCCUCUGGUGUCUCUGAAGAACCAUCACAAAACUGUUACCUGCUUAUCUCUCAGCAGCAAUGGUCAGAGGCUUCUGUCAGCUUCUCUUGACAGGCACGUGAAGGUGUACAACACAACCACCUAUAAAGUGGUCCACAACUUUGACUACGCUGCCUCCAUCCUCAGUCUGGCUUUGGGGCCGGAUGAUGAGUCCAUUGUCGUGGGUAUGACCAACAGCAUUUUGAGUAUCAAACACAGAAAAAGCCCUGAGGAGUCAAAGGAAAGUCUUGUCCAGCAGAGGCGACGACCAACAUAUCGUGUCUUUGUAAAGGGCAAGAACUACGUCCCUAAACAGGAUGAUUAUCUUGUCAGUAAGCCAGUGAAACAGCAUUUGGCCAAAUAUGACAAACAGCUCAAGAAAUUUAAUGUAACAAAGGCUUUGGAUACAGCUCUGGAGACAUGGACAAGAAUGAGGAAGCCAGAGAUCACAGUAGCCGUCAUAAAGGAGCUGGAUCGAAGAGGAACAUUGAAGAACGCGCUGGCAGGAAGGGAUGAACAGGAACUCUCUAGGCUGCUCAAUUUCCUCAUUGGGAACUUGGUGGACCCCAGGUUCGCUCCAGUCCUUGUUACAGCGGCCGAGAUGAUCCUGGACAUCUACCAGUCUAUAAUCGGACAGUCAUCAGUUGUGGACCGACAGCUGUUGCGUCUUCAGGAUCUGCUGGAGAAAGAGAUUGACUACCAGCAGGAGCUCCUGGAGGUUCUGGGCAUGUUGGACACAAUGUUCGCCUCCUCCCUCCCCAGGAAGGAGGUGACUUGCUCUGGAGCCAACAGGUCUAACGGCCUCAAUCAGGGAGAAGCAACCACCUCAAAACCACAACUGCAGGCCACCUGAGACUUGCACUGGGGUUAAGAUAAACUGCUUUAGACUGGGUAAGAGUGCCUUUAGAACUCUGAAACCUCCUUUUUAGACACAAAUUUCCUGACAUGACAGGCUGUGUGUCUUCAACAGAACGUUUUGGUACAGUUUUUAAUAGACUGACAAACCCAUGGUCGCUGUCUGGUGUGAAUGAAAACACAACAAAGAGAACAUGAUUUUACUUAAUGAAGACUGUGUGUGAGUGAAUGAAAAGCAAGUUGCUGCUUUUACUGAAAGUCUUGUGUAACUUUCAGUUGUAAAUGUGAUGUGUGUGCUUGUUUGAAUGUGUUCACCAUGAAUGUCUGCUUUGUAUUUUCAUAAUAUUUGGCAUUGACAAAUGUUUUCUAAGCAGAUAAGAAUAAAUCUUUGUAAUAUUCAGAUUGAUUAGAAGUAAUUGUGUUCAUAUCUCUGGAAAAUUACAAUGAAAGUUGUGACCAAAGAUGAUUUUAACAUUACAAAGAGGAAGACAAUUGCUUGGGGGCACAUGCAACAAGGGGCCACUAGGCAUAAUCAGGAUAGUCAGAUUGUCCGAAAUAUUUCCUGGGAAGGACAUUGAACUGCAGAGCUCAAAUCCUAUCAGAAAGUCCCACACUGAAUUCAUAUUAAUCAUUUUUUCAAAGUUGAUCUACAGGUGUAUCUAGAAAAAAAUAGAAUAUCAUGUUAAAGAUCAAUAUUUCCCAAUGGUUUACUUCAAAGAGUUAAACUUCUAUUAAUUUUAGAUUAAUAUCAUAUAAAUAAAAAUAUUUCAAGA